Molecule: messenger RNA, 3348 nt
Organism: Fusarium pseudograminearum CS3096
Lineage: Eukaryota; Fungi; Ascomycota; Sordariomycetes; Hypocreales; Nectriaceae
Exons: 8
Coding region: 1-3348 (1115 amino acids)
Source: RefSeq, a predicted model, not a curated record
AUGGGUACGGGCGGGUUGCGGAAGCCUGGGAUAAACCGGGAGUUUGCCCAAGCAUCCUGCCCAACGAGCGCUAGAGCCCUAGCAGCACGCUUGAGCAGGGUCCCCAUUGACUCCAUCAACAGGGCGACGAACCAGGGUUCCCUAGUCCAGCCUAGUCCAGGUCCAGGUCAAGGGCGGCUGACAAGACAAGAACGAGGUUUUGGUGCCCAGCAAGUCCAGUUGAGAAACACAUGGCUCGGAUUCACGAUACAGAAACGUCGCUAUUCGACUGCUGUGUUGAUGUCCAAUCCAUACUAUCUUUUUAGGGCAAAGCCAAAGACCACACACAACAUCUUGCCUAGACCGCUGUGCCAAAUGGGGACUUGGCUCUGGUUCAACAAGCUUUCACCGUUGCGAUACAACGGUCAUACAACUUUGGUACCCUCCAUAAGCAACCAUCACUCGAUUCUCGUUCUGUCAAGUCCGCACCCAGUUUCACCUCACAAGCAGGCAUUUCCCCCGUCUCACUACGCUGCUUUCGUGACCAGCCGACCUCUCGCCUGUCACGCCCUCGUCAUCUUUAAGUGGCGCACUUACCAAUUCAAAUUUACGACCCCUCACUCGACGCCUGUUGCGCAAGUUCAGUUCUUCCUCGCCCCUCGUACCAAACCAACGCUUCCCGUUCGCCUUUGCUCCGGCUCUCUCUUACUGAUUGUCGUGGGCAGAGGGCAUCCCACCCAAGUAUUUGCAAUGCUCAAACAACGCCCCUCCUCCAGAGCCCCAACUUCAGCCAGUCGCCCUACUGAGACGUCUACUUCAUCGCACACUACUUAUAGCGACGACUCUUCUCAAGAAACAGGCAGCCAGGGCUAUAGUUCUGACGACCUGUACGACGACGAAGACGACUACGACGACGACGACGGUCUUGGCCCGUCUGACUCGGCUUCAACAAGCGAUCACGAUCAGGGUUAUCGCCAUCACGUACCGGCUCCGCGUCAGCACCAACUCCCUUCUCACCACCCAUACGCACAACAACAACAACAACAACAACAACACCAAUUUCCCCCUCAGCAGCAGCAACAGCUAGCUCACCACCAGCCACCUUCUCGUCAACUGCCGCCUCACCAGUCGCAUCAGUUACAGACUCGUCAACCACCAGGUCCUCCCCAGGAUCCUUACUCACCUGAAGAGGAGCCCAGACAACCUGUCCGUCGACAGCGGCGCGAUCGUGCAGCGCCACCCACCGCCAAUCUGGAGGAUCCUUAUGGAUAUGGCGCGCCCAUUGGCCGUGGUGCAUAUGGACAUCCAUCGGCAGCGGCGCGCCCUCCUCACCCAGGCGCAAUGUACGGCAGAGGCCAACAGCCCGGUUACCAGAAUCAAAUGGCACCUUAUAUGGGAGCAGGAUACCCUGCCAAUGGCCAGAUGGUGCCAUUCGGUGGUUACGGUGAUCCAACCAGCCCCUACGGUGCUCCUGGAUAUGGUGGAGAAGGCAGAGGCAUGUUCGACAUGAUGCCUUAUCAACAACAGCCACCACCGCAAAACGGUUUCUACGGUGCCGUACAGCCUCAUCACUUCAGUCUGCAGGCUCAAAUGAGCGGGAUGCAGCUACAACAUCGCUCGCCGCCACCACCUCCUGCCCCCACUGAGCCACCUGCUAAACCAGCGACGCCAGCUCCUCCCAAGGAAGACCCAGAAAAGAUUCGAUUGGAAGCCGAGAUCGCUGCUUUCAAAGCUAUGGAGGAAAAGGUCAAGGCUGCCGAGAAGCAAAAAGAGGCAGAAGCACAAAUCCGAAAAGAAGCUGAGGAGGCCUUCCAUCGAAGAAUGGAAGAUAUGAGAUUGGCUCAGGAAGAGGCCAAGAAAGAAAUCGAGAAAGCUAGAUUGGAGGCAGAGAAGGCAGCCCGGGAAAGAAUGGAAGCCGAGCGAAAGGCCGAGGAAAAGCGUGCGCAAGAGCAUGCUCGAGCCAUGGCAGAGGCUGAAGAGAAGGCCCGACUCAGAUUUGAAGCUGAGAUGAAGGCUGCUGAAGACCGAAGAAAGGCUGAGGCUGAGGCUCGGAUCCAGGCCGAAGAAGAUGCCAGGAGGAAGUUUGAAGCUGCUGCAAAGGCGGCCGAAGAACAGCGAAAAGCAGAGGCUGAAGCUCGUGCACAAGCUGAGAAGGAUGCUCGUGAGAAGUACGAAGCUGAGAUGAAGGCAGCUGCCGAACAGCGCAAGGCAGAGGCUGAAGCCAAAGCCAAGGCCGAAGAGGAAGCUCGCCUAAAGUAUGAGGCUGAAUUGAAAGCAGCCGAGGAGCGUGGUAAGAGAGAAGCUGAAGAGCGAGUCAGAGCCGAGCGAGAGGCUCGCUUGAGGUUCGAAGCUGAGCUGAGGGCAGCUGAGGAGAGGAGAAUUAAAGAGGAGGAAGAGCGUAAACAGGCUGAAGAGCUUGCGCGCGUGCGUUUCGAGAAGGCCUUGCAAGAGGAGGCGGCAGCUAAGGCCGCUGCUGCACAGAAGGCACAGGAGGAAGCUGAGCGUCUCAUGAGAGCUGAGCAGCAAGCUAAAGAAGAUGCCGCAAAGAAGGCCGCCGAAGAGGCUGAAAAGCUUAAGAAGCUUGAAGAGGACGCCCGCGCGAAGGCCGAAGCGGACACUCUCAAACGGAUCGAAGAUGAAAAGAAGAAGGCUGAAGAAGCUGCUGCCGCCGAGGCCGCUGCCAAGAAGGCCGCUGAAGAGCUCAAGGCAAAGAUCGAAGAGGAGACCAAGGCCAAGCUUGAGGAAAGCAACAAGACCGCGGAGAAGGCUCCAAUUCGAUUCAAAGACGCCGUAGGUCGCAAGUUCAGCUUCCCUUUCCACCUAUGCGCCACUUGGCAGGGUAUGGAAGAUCUUAUCAAGCAGGCUUUUAUGCAGGUUGAUGUCUUGGGCCCUCAUGUCAUGGAAGGCCAUUACGACCUCAUCGCCCCUGAUGGCGAGAUCAUCUUGCCUUCUGUCUGGGAAAGGGUGGUCCAACCCGACUGGUCAAUUACUAUGACGAUGUGGCCGAUGGAUAAGCUACCUCAGUUGGGACCAAAGAUGCCUGGACCUAAGCACCCCCAUGCUAUCCCUAUCCCGCCUGGUGGACGCCCCAUGGGCAUGGGCAUGGGAAUGGGUAUGGGCACGGGCAUGCCCCCAGGUAUGCGACCAGCUGGUUUACCUCCACAUGGCCGUAUGCAAGGACCAGGAGGAAUGCCACCACCUCCGGGAUGGCAUGGAGACAUGCGUCCUGGGCCACCACCUGAAAUUGUUACUGUCAAUCCUGGGCCUAACAAGUCAAGCAAGUCCAAGAAGACAUCCAAGGACCACGGUUCAGGUAUGGCUGGAUUCUUGUUCGGCAAGCCCCAGAAGAAGAGGUCUAGCAGGAAAUGA